Haliaeetus leucocephalus (bald eagle) is the source of this 1329-nucleotide messenger RNA. RefSeq names its product adrenoceptor beta 3 (gene ADRB3). Bases 1 to 1329 code for a protein of 442 amino acids. Gene Ontology annotation, biological process: adenylate cyclase-activating adrenergic receptor signaling pathway; positive regulation of heart contraction; norepinephrine-epinephrine-mediated vasodilation involved in regulation of systemic arterial blood pressure. NCBI's taxonomy places the organism in Eukaryota, Metazoa, Chordata, Aves, Accipitriformes, Accipitridae. Gene Ontology annotation, cellular component: membrane. Gene Ontology annotation, molecular function: epinephrine binding; beta3-adrenergic receptor activity; beta1-adrenergic receptor activity. The record is from RefSeq and is a predicted model, not a curated record. The transcript has 2 exons.
AUGAGUCCCCCGCCCGCGGGCAACGGCAGCGCCUGGGGGGCCGCAGCGCUGGGCGGUGGCGGCAACUGCAGCGGGGCCGCCAGCCUGAGCCGGCAGUGGGUGGUGGGGGCCGCCCUGAGCCUCACCGUGCUGGUCAUCGUGGCCGGCAACUUGUUGGUGAUCGUGGCCAUCGCCAAGACGCCGCGGCUGCAGACCAUGACCAACGUUUUCGUCACCUCGCUGGCUUGCGCCGACCUCAUCAUGGGCUUGCUGGUGGUGCCGCCGGGGGCCACCGUCCUGCUGAGCGGCCACUGGCCCUACGGCACGAUGGCGUGCGAGCUGUGGACCUCCCUGGACGUGCUGUGCGUCACGGCCAGCAUCGAGACGCUGUGCGCCAUCGCUGUGGAUCGCUACCUCGCCAUCACAUCGCCGCUGCAGUACGAGGCGCUGGUGACCAAAGGCAGGGCGCGGGCCGUGGUGUGCCUGGUGUGGGCUAUCUCCGCCUUCAUCUCCUUCUUGCCCAUCAUGAACCACUGGUGGCGGGACGGGGCAGACGAGCAGGCGGUGCGCUGCUACGACGACCCGCGCUGCUGCGACUUUGUCACCAACGUGACCUACGCCAUCAUCUCCUCCACCAUCUCCUUCUACGUGCCCCUGCUCGUCAUGAUCUUCGUCUACGUCCGCGUCUUCGCCGUGGCCACGCGGCAUGUCCAGAUCAUCGGCAAGGACAAGGUGAGGUUCCUGCAGGAGCCCCCCAGGCCCAGCUCCAGGAGCAGCCGGCGGAGACGGCCCUCCCGUCUGCUGGCUAUCAAGGAGCACAAGGCGCUCAAGACCCUGGGCAUCAUCAUGGGCACCUUCACGCUCUGCUGGCUGCCCUUCUUCGUGGCCAACAUCAUCAAGGUCUUCUGCCGGCCGCUGGUGUCGGAUCAGCUCUUCCUUUUCCUCAACUGGCUGGGCUACGUCAACUCAGCCUUCAACCCCAUCAUCUACUGCCGCAGCCCCGACUUCAGAAGCGCCUUCCGCAAGCUGCUGUGCUGCCCGCGCCGCGCAGACCGCCGGCUCCACGCCGUCUCGCAGGACCUGCAGCGCUGCCCCUGUGCCUUCAGCCCCCGGGAGGGACCCUCGGAGGACAGCAAGGCGGCAGUCCCCGGACACCCCGGGGAGGAUGCCGAGGCUCGGGGCAGCAGCAGCCGCUGCAGCAGCUGGAUGGAGGAGACCAGCCUGUCCCAGGGCAGCGGCCACCGGCAGCGGCCCCUGGGCGAGUCCCGGCCUCAGGGCACCCAGACCACGCUGUGCUCGCACCUUGACGAGUUUUCCGGCAGAGAGAUGCCAGCUGGUCCUUCCAUCUGA